This is a messenger RNA of Eremothecium gossypii ATCC 10895, 942 nucleotides long. It is a transcript of the gene MRP1, whose product is annotated as mitochondrial 37S ribosomal protein mS43. The record is from RefSeq and is marked provisional. Lineage: Eukaryota; Fungi; Ascomycota; Saccharomycetes; Saccharomycetales; Saccharomycetaceae. Bases 1 to 942 code for a protein of 313 amino acids. The transcript has a single exon.
AUGAAAAUUUUGACCUUUGGUGAAGCUCUGGAGCUCCAAGAAGAGAUCAGCAGAGACGCAGCAGGCCGUUUAAAUAUGCUUGGGCGCCAGAUUCUGAGCCGUGGGUUUGCGCGGACAUACAUUGCACCCAGCCUGGACCAUCUGUCGCGCGGAAAAGGCGUUCCAGGGCUGUUUUCGAGCGAUGGGCUACAGGGCGCGUGGUUUGACCGCGCAGAGCACUACGCGCAGAUGCUAACUGCAGUCGCUCGCAGCGGCGAACAGCGGCCUGUGGCCACGCUGGUGCAGGAACUCGCAACGCAGGGCGGGCGGCGACGCGAGCACAUGUAUGCGACGCUGCUCCAUAAUCUGCGGUUUGCGUUCUCCACACUGCAGGGCUGCGCGCAGCCUGCGCCUACCGCCGCUCCGGCGGCCGCGCUUCUGCAGACGCCGUCGCUGGAGCUGCAGGGCCCCAACGAGCCGCUCGAGGCGGGGUGCACGCGGCUGCAUGCGGCGCUGACACAGUCGUUCGGAUCGAUCGCCGAGUUCCGCACGCUGCUGCUGAACUCGAGUCUUGCGCAGUCAGGCGACGGGUUCACAUGGCUCGUUGCGCGGUGUGCUGGCGACACCGGCGACGCGCUGGCGUACGACAAGCUCUUUGUGUUUAACACGUACAACGCCGGUUCGCCGCACGCCGUGAGCCGCGUCGAGCACUUCAAACGAGUGGUGAAGACCGAGACGGAGCCAAAGCCGAUGGAUGGCACGAAGGAGGCCGUGCAGAACCUGCAGUACAAGGCCACCACGCGGUAUUAUCCGCUUCUAGCGAUUGACGCCUCUCCGAAAUCGUGGUUGCACGACUACGGGGUUUUCGGCAAAGCCGCAUAUCUCGAUCGCGUAUGGGAGUCGACCAACUGGACUGCUGUCGAAUCGAGACUUCCACAGCAGCGCAGCGAGACUUUCAUCUGA